CGAGGAGCGCAGGCACCGCCGGUUGUGUGUCAGAGGGCCGCAGCGCGCUGCAGAUGAAGCAUGGCAGGCGACAGCGAGACAAAGCCAGGUGACCAAGCCGAAAAUGAGACCGUUAACCGGCAGCCUUUCCUCAUCGGUGUGGCCGGAGGCACAGCCAGCGGCAAGUCGUCGGUGUGCGGCAAGAUCAUGGAGCUGCUGGGCCAGAACGAGAUCGACCACCACCAGCGGCAAGUGGCCAUCCUCAGCCAAGACAGCUUCUACAGGGUCCUCACCCCAGAGCAGAAGGCCAAGGCACUCAAGGGCCAGUUCAACUUUGACCACCCAGAUGCUUUCGACAACGAUCUCAUAAUCGCGACUCUGUGGGACAUCAAGGAGGGAAAAACCGUCCACAUCCCUGUUUAUGACUUUGUUUCCCAUUCCAGGAAGGAAGAGACAGUGACGGUGUACCCUGCUGACGUGGUGCUGUUCGAGGGCAUCCUGAUGUUUUACUCUCAGGAGAUCAGGGACCUUUUUCAGAUGAAGCUGUUUGUGGACACUGACGCAGACACACGUCUGUCUCGAAGAGUGCUGCGGGAUAUAAGUGACCGUGGACGGGACCUGGAAAGCGUUCUAGCACAGUACAUCAUGUUUGUCAAGCCUGCGUUUGAGGAGUUCUGCCUGCCAACGAAGAAAUAUGCUGAUGUGAUCAUACCGAGAGGAGUUGACAAUCUCGUUGCGAUAAAUCUCAUAGUUCAGCACAUCCAGGACAUCUUAAACGGCGGUUUGACCAAACGGCUGAACGGUUGGUUUAACGGCUGUGCAACUGCAAAGAAGCAGCCAAACAUGGAGUCAAGCAGUCGGCCCCACUGAGCGCAGCACUCCCCGGAGACGAAAGACGGUUCACCUGUACGUGCCGAACAGGCUCUGCGCUGUGGCUAACAAAGCAAGAGUAAAGCCAGGAAAUCAAAAGGCCUCUUUUUGAUAUGAUUCAGUUUGGACUGAAGGGGAACCAUCUGUUUGUGGAUCUGGUUUAAAGGUUGUGUUCAGUUAUAUUUUCCUCUGUAGCUUGUGUACUGUAUGAGAUGGAAGAGGGAGAAAAACAAAGGGGCUAACUUGUAAUUUAAUUUCAAACUGCUGCUUGCCUUUACCACCGCACUGAAGCUAACUACAGAAGCAGUUAUGGUGUCUAAAACACACUUGAUAGCCUUUAACCAUACAAUAAACGCAGUGUAGCAACACGCUGUUCAAUGGCAGGGCCUUACCCAAACUCACUACCGUUAAGGUGACUAAUUCCCUUUAUCAAUGCAACUUCUUCUUUUGUUUCCAGGCUCAGUGUAAAGCAUUUUUUGACUUGUAUGAAUAGAUUUUCAAAACGAUGUACUAAUGGAUCAAGACUUUGGAUAUUUGCGUCAUGUCGCCCUGAGCUGCACUUGCUUUGUCUUGUCUAAACCUAAACUGAAUCAGUCAAAUUAAAACAACCGAUUCCCACCUCAAACCAUUAGAUGUACAACAUCACCAAAGAUCACUUUCUGUAAUGUCUUUGUGGACUAAUUAUGUUUAUUUUUAUUUCAGUGUGACACUGACGUUACUUUAACUAAUUCAUUCAGAUGUUGCUAAGAGAAAGAACUGUUUAUGUUGCUCUAGAUUACCACAAAGUAUUGAUUUCCUUUGAGUCCCAUGAACUUGAAUCCUCAGAUGUUUGCAGGUUUCAUUUCAAAGACACGCUGAUAACAGUGUUACUGAAUGCAUUGAGCUGUAAAAUGUCAUUAAGUACGAGAAACCCGAUGUAAAUGUGUUCUGUAAAUGUUCUUCCCGUGUACAUUUUUCUCACGAUAAAGUUCUCAGGUACUCUUUGUUUGCUUGAGCUGACACAUC
Epinephelus lanceolatus (giant grouper) is the source of this 1854-nucleotide messenger RNA. RefSeq names its product uridine-cytidine kinase 2a (gene uck2a). The record is from RefSeq and is a predicted model, not a curated record. Lineage: Eukaryota; Metazoa; Chordata; Actinopteri; Perciformes; Serranidae. Gene Ontology annotation, molecular function: ATP binding; kinase activity.